CCGCCCCCUCCGCCCCGGCGGCGCGGCGAAGCCGGCCGAGGGGGCGGGGUCUCGGCGCCUCCUCCAUCCUGGGGCCCGCACCGAAGGGAUGUUCCCUGCUCAGGAGGAGGCCGACAGGACGGUGUUUGUGGGCAAUUUAGAGGCCCGCGUGCGGGAGGAGAUUCUUUACGAGCUGUUCCUUCAGGCUGGGCCACUAACCAAAGUGACUAUAUGCAAAGACAGAGAAGGAAAGCCGAAGUCUUUUGGAUUUGUCUGCUUUAAACACCCAGAAUCAGUGUCUUAUGCCAUAGCUUUGCUGAAUGGAAUUCGUUUAUAUGGAAGACCAAUUAAUGUGCAAUAUCGAUUUGGAAGUUCACGCUCUUCUGAACCAGCUAACCAAAGUUUUGAGAACUGUGUUAAGAUAAAUUCACAUAGCUACAGGAAUGAAGAAAUGAUGGGCAGAUCAUCCUUUCCCAUGCAAUUUUUUCCAAUUAAUAAUGCUGCUGUGCCUCAAGAAUCCUUUUACUUUCAGAAGAUGCAAUGGUUCACACAUAAUCCAGUGCCACAGCUUCCUUACUAUGAGAUGACAGCUCCACUUCCAAGCAGCGCGCCCGUGUCUUCCUCACUCAAUCAUGUUCCAGACCUGGAGGCUGGCCCCAGCUCUUACGAAUGGACUCACCAGCAACCAAGUGACUCUGACCUCUAUCAGCUGAGUAAACGAAAGAGGCAAAAACCACCCAGUGACAGUGACAGCAGCUCAGAAAACAAUAGAGGAAAUGAAUACAGCCAGAAGUUCCGGAAGUGUAAGAAGAAGAAAAAAUAUUAGCAUGACCUUCGAAUGAAAUGUGUCUGCCCUCAUUUUAAUUCUCUUACAAAAACUGUAUUCUAUCCAAUAACCAGUUUCAUGACUGGCUUGUCAUUUUUGAAAUAUAUAACAAUAUGAUAUAUCUGACUAUUUUCCUUGAAUGACAGAAGCUUUGUAAAGGCAAUGUAAUGUAUUACUUUUUUCUAUUUGUUGUGAUAUUUUUGACCCAUUAUCAACUAGGAAUGCACUUCAUGGAAUUUUUAGAAUUAAUUAUGAAAGUCUAUAAACUGUUCUUCAAAAGAUGUUUAUUAUACAUUUGCGAACCAGGAACCAUCCUCCCUAAAUUAUCAUCUAAAAUGCUCAGCUACAGAUACAUUGAGAUUAGUUAUGGAGCAGUGGAUUUUCUGAAAGAAAUUUGUGCAGAUAUUUAAAAGUUAUGUGUUGUUACUAUUAGAGACGGAAUAAGCAGACUUUGUUAAAUUUUUAUGUCUAAAUAUGUUGGUUCUGGGCCUUUCUCUCCUACAGUUUUAUUUCAUAAAACUAGGACUUAGGACUAUAAUACCAAAGGAAAGAUAAUUAUCAUAGAACUAGCUUUUAGGUCAUUUCCCUUCCAUGUGAUUUUAUAUACACAGGGCUACCUGCGUCUUCUUACUUAUUAAUUGUAUAUCAUGAAUAUUAGUUGUGUUGUAUUUAUGCUCAACUCUUUUGCAAGGAGAGUUUGAGAGAAUAUAUUUAACAAUUUAACUUGAUAGUGAACAGGUAAAUGGAAUAAUAUGAUAUUUCAUUAAUGUAUGAUAUUUAAUAACUGUUGUUCAUAUCAAGUUCCCAAUUUUGGUGCAUUUAUUUUAGAAGAUAAAUAGACUACAUAUAAAAUUAGUCAUUUUCAAUAAUUUUAUAGUUAUACAUAAAUAUUUAUAUAAAUAAUUAUGCCAAUUGAAAGAGUCAUGACGUGAACCAUGUCUAUAGGAAAAACAAUGGUUGAAUAUUUCUUUGCAUGUUGCAUAGUACUUUUUAAGUAUUUAUUAUGUACAAGAAUAGAGAUACAUUUUAACAAACAGAAUAACUGAAUUCUUGAUUAUAAAAAUACAAACUAGUGGUUUUAAAGCAAAUAUUAGUCUAUUUCCAUCUAAUCUUAAUGACAAGCUAAAAUCUGCAUUAUGUAACUUUAUCUUUUCAUGUUCAGAUAUUCAAAUCCAAAAAGAUGAAGGUUUUUCUUUCUAAAUUCACAUCUUUGCAAUUUAGAAUGAUGUUAAAGAGAAAAAUAUGUUGCUGUCUAAUUAGAAAGUAAUAUAUCUUUGAACACAUUAACUUUAUCAGCAUUUUCUUUAAUUCUUGCACUGUUUACCUUAUCCUUAAAUGAUUUCAUUGUGAUUCAUACAGGAAAUGUGUAUAUGUCUCUAACAAUCAAGAAUAGCUUAAGUUUGUAAGGAAAUUAUCUUGAAAUAGUAUUACAUGAACUACAGUACAAUGUAAAAACUACAGAACAUAUUUAUUAUUCUUUCCAUCACUUCCAGCUGAUCUUUAACAAGUAAACCAACUAGAAGGCUUAGAAAUUCACCUGUUUAAGUAUGUCAUUCAUACUUAAAAAUUUAAAACUUCUCUCAGGCUGUUUGUAUCUACCACAGUCUAGCAUAAUUUUCAGUUUUUUGUUUUUCCUGUGCUACAUAUUUAAAAAUCAUUAAAACUUUUUGUCUUUGA
This is a messenger RNA of Oryctolagus cuniculus (rabbit), 2482 nucleotides long. It is a transcript of the gene RBM11, whose product is annotated as RNA binding motif protein 11. Gene Ontology annotation, molecular function: single-stranded RNA binding. The record is from RefSeq and is a predicted model, not a curated record. Gene Ontology annotation, biological process: regulation of alternative mRNA splicing, via spliceosome. NCBI's taxonomy places the organism in Eukaryota, Metazoa, Chordata, Mammalia, Lagomorpha, Leporidae. Gene Ontology annotation, cellular component: nucleus.